AUGGAAAAGGGUUUUGGAGAACCUGGCGGAGGAAAGACAACAUUAUUACGUUGGCUCACGUUGGAAUUUGCCGGUUUUCUUCGUCAGGGAGAGACAGAGAAAUUUUCGAUAGAAGGACGAAACGAAUGGGAAACAUUAGCAGUCCAAACACCGCUCAUAAACUGUUCAGUUAUAUCAUUUGCACGAAUACCCAUAUUAAUUAGAACACAGUUCGAUGCAGUAGCUAUCGAAUGGAUUCUUCGAGAUUUAGCUGUGCAUCUUUACAACAAUUGUCCAUCCGGUUGGAUCGAUACAUUCGAUCUUAUCCGAUUGGCUUUCAUAUCUCUCAAAGCACUUGUCCAACAGAGAGGCAAUGGAUCCAUAUCGAAUGAUAAAUUGAACAAACAUGCAAAAGACUUUGUUGAUCUGCUAUCUUGUAACGUAGUGGGUUUCGCGACGGCACGAGGGCUAGACGCUUAUGGGUUUGUCCAUCGCACACUCGAAGAAUAUUUUGUUGCUCUGACUAUUGUUAGUCCUCUAACUCAGGAUAAUGUUCUUUCGGCUAAGAUGAUGGUGGAUCGCAUCCUCAACUGCAUGUGGAAGGCUGAAUAUCAUGAACCUCUUGCACUUGCUAUCGGCUGGUUAGAUCUCAAAUGGCAAUCGGACGACAUGAAUGCGUUCUGUUUAGAAUUGAUGGAAAGACGUAUUGGGAGCCUACCAAUUGGUUGUCUUCUAUUAACCGAUGUUCUUAGACGUCUAGAUUCUUCUCGUUCUUCUCGUAUGUUAACGCUUCUUUUCACCUACAUUCUUUUUUCUUCGGCUGCAGAUGAUGUUUCGAAAGAAUACCUUCGACAAGGCUUAGAUAAUGUAACACAGGAAGUUGCUGACGAAUUAUUUGAAAACCUCUUACACGAUCCAAGUCGUAUCGAACGCACAUGUGAAUUUCUCAUCUACUGUAUGGAGCCUAUUGCUGGUGAAGAUCGAUGGGUCCUACCGUCAUGGAUGCGCAACUCAAGAUUGGCUUUUCUUGCAACAUGGGAUGACAAAGACGUGAAUGUUGAAACAGUCGUCGAUCUAAUCUUUCGUCGUAGCGCACCUCUUUCACGGGACAUCGACUACAACAUUCUGCAAUCGUUUUUAAUAGAUGAAAAGAUUUCUGGAAAUCAAAUUCAUCCUGCAGCUCUGUCAGUUAUUAUAGCUCUGUGUGGUGGUAUCGUGAAAGUAGAGAAUUCGAUCAUAUUUGAUCCGUUCCAAAUGCAUCGCGUAACUCCUUUAGCGCCUUUGUUAAUCGAAUAUUUCAAGAAGGAUAUGCAUGCUGCUGCUCAAGACAUACAGUGGUUACUUAAUGAAUGCGAGAUAAUCACUUUUGAGGCAUCAGCAGAUGAUGAUAUCGUUCAAAAGCAUCAAUUGGAAUGGUACACGGCAGCAAUCAUACAAACGGUAAAAACGACCAAGUUUGAGUAUAGGCCCGAAGAUGAUGAGUUAUCAACUCCGGUCAAUGUCGAUUUUGCUGUUGUGAGGACUGCUAUAGAGAAGGCGCAAGAACGUAUAUCGAAGGCACUUUCUCCUUCGGAGGAUAUGCGAGCAGCUGAUGCUGAUCUGCAACUAUUCUCGGCAGCACUCUCCAUUAUUCGUAUGUGUCAGUUCACUCAUGAACAGAAAGAACUAUUCGAGGAAGCAGCGCGAGCAACACGAUCUAUUCAAGAUGGCGUCCUGCGUAUCCUUUGCGUUCGACAUAUGUGUCAAAUAGUUGGUCGAUGGCCGGACACGGCUCUUUACGAUAUAUUACGACAAAUACUCAUCGAAGAUAAUCUGAGACAACUGUCGCAUAAUUUGCCAUUGAUAAUUAAGGCACUUGUACUCGUUUCGUGUAUAGAAGAGGGAGAAAAGAUGCACCCAUUGCUAAACCAACUGUUUGACAAUGUGGUGAGAUGUUUGAAUCAAUCACCCAAAGAUGAAGAGGACGCUGGUGAUCAGGAAAGCGUGUUCCAAGCACUUCGUGCCUCAAGUUCAAGCAUAGCUGGACUUGAAAUGCAGAUUCCUUCUUCGUUUAAGACUCGGUCACACUUAUCUGAUAUUCUCGAACUUAAUUCGCCUGUAUUACACUCAUUGCUGUUUCGUACCGAACCAACCUUUCGUGGUUUCCCCGACAACGUUCUCCUAUGCCAAAUCUAUAUCGCUGAACUAACAGUCGAUACACAGACACUCAUGGCUCUUGCGCCGUUUCGAGGUAAUUAUACUCCGACACUAAGAUCGCUAAAUUUAACAGGAAAACUGUUCGAACUUUGGAACUGGACGUGGCCUGGAAAGAAAUUCUCUCAUCAUCGGCUUGUGUCGAUCAAUACGUAUUUACAUUCUGCACUAAAUCAAAGGAUCGAACCAGCCGUUUGGUUUGAUGACCGUAGUGUAUGUGACGGCAUCGAAGUCCGAGAUCGAUCUAUGAUUGAACAUUGGUUGUUAUACUACAAUGACAAGAACAACGAAGGUCUCUGGCAGUUUGCUUUACUUGCUGUUGCUUUGCUCUUGAAAAGUGGACAUGAAAUGUUUUCAUCGUCUGUUAUGGAGAGAAUGUUUAGAAUACUGGAAAAAGCGUUCUUUCACGAUGUCGACAGCAUUCGUUAUCAAGCACGAACAGCCUUCCACUGCUGGUACUACGACAAGGUCUAUGUUACAUGUAGAGCGUGGAGUCCAUGGCUGUGGCGAGUGCUGCGACGUAUUUGGUCACAUUCUUCGUCGUUUCCAAAAUUACAUGUCGAAUCUGUCAAUGAUAUCAGUCUGGUGCUAGAAUUAGAAAGCGACCGAUUAAGAGUACCAGCAAAAGGCGAUGCCGUCAAAGACGAACGAUUUUCUUUCUUUGUUUUAAUACGCAGUUGUUCACAAAAUGUGCACAACUAUCUUGUGGCACAUAUUCGCUCAGUCUUAAGCUGUGAUUCAACGAUAAACGAUGAGUAUCUCGCAACUGUGAUAGUUCAUCUGGUUGAAGUUGAAAUAUCGAUUGAUCCCGAACUACAGAAUGAACACUUUUUUCUACUAUUAAAAACGAUUUUUUAUGAACAGCAUUCAUUGCCUUUCACACAACGAGCAGCGUUGUUUGCACUGACAUCUCAAGAACAAGGCCGAAACCUUUUAGGAAAUACAAUACGAUUAUUCCACCAGGACAUAGCUCAUAAAUCCAACCCGGUCACGACACAAGAACGAGCAAAGCUCACAGAUAACGUUCUCAGUCUAUGUUUAUGGGCUUUGGCGGAUGCUCCUGUUGAACAUCGUUCUGUAGACAAAUCUUUUUUCAGGUCGAUUGAAGAACUAUCCAACUCAGAUGCGAUUUCUCGCCAUGCUGCUGCCUGUUACGGCUGGCUGUUAUGGACGGAUAAGGAGUAUCAUGAAAGCAUUGACGAUAUGCAACUUCGAUUAGAUGUUACUGCUGACUUUCUUUAUACUGUACUGACAGCAAGAAGACAGUGUACGGUCGAAAGAGAAGGACAUAGUGACUGGUGUACUUAUACAGUUGAGUUGCUCAGAAGUCACUGGAACGAACUAGCUGAUCGCUUUUUGGAUGACUGCUACGCUUCAUUAUGUGCUUCUUCACGAACACUGAACCGGUUCAACCGAGGCGCUGAUUUUUUAUUUGUUGCAUGCGAACUGGCUGAACAAGAGCCUGAAUUAUUUUAUCAAGGAGUGCGAAAGUGCGUCUACGCUGAGGAAGCAUUCAAAAAGGCGCUUUAUCUAGCAUGGAAAAAAGGAAAUGUCGAGCAGCGACGUAUGUGUAUCGAGCUGUACUCAGUGUUCGAAGUGAUAACAGUGGAUUUGAUUGAUAUGCUCUUUACCGAUCUUCCUGAUCUCUAUCAAAACAAUGAAACGCUCUUUACUCCAUUGAACGAAAUUGAAAAUCGCGAAGCGAUCGAAAGUCUCUUUCCUUACCUACACUCUGUCUCGAUGGCAAAAAGAUACCUUGCUGCCAAUUCCUUGGUUCAUCUCGCUAUUCUGGAGCACAUCUCCUGUGUAGAAGUCUCACAACUACUACAAGACGUUCUUAACGAUCCUAUGUCUAAUCAACUACUUUACGAUCCAAAACAAGAAAGAAGCAAACCUUUGAGCGAGCAGAUUCGACGUCUUCUAUUGAUGCUAACUUGUUUGCAUCAAGUCUCCAGCAGAGAAUUGUUACAUGUUCUUACGCCCGAGAAAGUAAUAGCUGACUUUUAUGAAUGUCUUGAGGCACUUCGUUAUCCAUUUCAUGAACUGACAUAA
Molecule: messenger RNA, 4224 nt
Organism: Didymodactylos carnosus
Lineage: Eukaryota; Metazoa; Rotifera; Eurotatoria; Philodinida; Philodinidae
Source: the annotation of a GenBank genome assembly